Aspergillus luchuensis is the source of this 828-nucleotide messenger RNA. RefSeq lists its product as uncharacterized. The record is from RefSeq and is a predicted model, not a curated record. NCBI's taxonomy places the organism in Eukaryota, Fungi, Ascomycota, Eurotiomycetes, Eurotiales, Aspergillaceae. The coding region runs from base 1 to 828 and encodes 275 amino acids. The transcript is spliced from 2 exons.
AUGUCUCAACUCGCCCCGAGUCAAAGAACCGCACGAGCAGCUUUAUAUAACCUCGGGUCAACAGCCUGGCAUCCCGGCGCCCUUGAUCAAGUACAUCUUGUGACCGAGCCAGUGUUCUCGCAAUCCAGUCUAUUUCCACUGGCAGCCGAGACAACAGCCUGGCACCCUAGGUCCCACGCUCGACUUCCCUUUGCGACCGAGCCAGUGGCCUUGCAGUUCACUCCUUUCUUACCUGCAACUGAGCCACCGGUCUGGCAUUCCAAUACCCAAGCACAACUUCCCUUUGCGACUGAACAACCAGUCCGGUCCAAAGAGCAAUUAUCAUAUGCCACUGAGCCCCUCCUCACGCAUUCUGAAUCCCUGACCGCACGUUCCCUGCUGCCGAAUUACCCAAAUAUAUCCGAUGUCGAACAUGAAUGCGAUAUUAUAAGUAUUAUGGACGGGAUACACAGCUGUAUAGGGAACCUUGACUUCCACGCUGCAGCUUCACUAUUAAAAUCGAUAGAGAGUGCCAGCCUCUAUAGUCAUCAUGCUAGAUAUUACCCAGAUCUACAGUUUGAUUACAAACAAUACAUCCAGCAAAAGGGGCCGGGUGAAUUGACAGUACACGAAUUCUGGAAAACGUACAAUCUUUGCUGGAUAGCCUUUACCAAGGCUACAGACAUUGACCUACUUGAGGACUUAGGGGACACUCUUAUACUUAUCUGUGAUGGUCUUGAAGGGAAAGGUCUGGUGGACUACCAGAUAGGUAUUUGGGAAGAAAUCAUUGUCGCCUGUUUUAUUAAAAGGAAUAGAGAAAGAAAGCUAAAUGUAUGGGAGAGAGGGUGA